Messenger RNA from Aspergillus campestris IBT 28561, 600 nucleotides. RefSeq lists its product as uncharacterized. The record is from RefSeq and is a predicted model, not a curated record. The coding region runs from base 129 to 521 and encodes 130 amino acids. The transcript has a single exon. NCBI's taxonomy places the organism in Eukaryota, Fungi, Ascomycota, Eurotiomycetes, Eurotiales, Aspergillaceae.
UCUUUUGCUUUCUUUGUUGUUUUCUCCCAUUUUCUUCGACUGCAUGUAAGAGGGAGGCGGAUCAUCACCUUCACCAGAGGAUUUUCUCAUGGCUGUCCCCGAAUUUCGAGCAAUCCUACCACCGAUCGAUGGCCUGCGAACCAGGAUACUCGCCAGUCCUCCCCUCGACACCUUCUCCGUCGGACCAUCUAUCCUGCACGUCCGAUUCAUGCCCGCCUCAUUCCGUUGAUUCACCCGGAUCCUUGCUCGUGCCUACCCCCGGCUGUUCCCCGGCUGUUUUCCGCCUUUCUUCCCUUCCACUGUCCAUGUUCCCUUCUUUGAUUCACCGUCUCUGUCGGCGUUGGAAGUCGAGGCGUCUUAUUUUUGGCUGGCUGAUGAUAUUGAUCUGUUGCUUCAUCUCCGCGAUUUUGUUUCCUGCGACAUGCUUGUCCGUGACCAAGACAAGACAAGACCAAUUUGUUGUGCCAUUCCACCCCUUUCCUCAUCCCUCGGGACCUGGCUUGCGAUGCGAUGCGAUCUGAUCAAGCCGUGAUACCCCGGGUUUACCUUUCCCUUUCCUUACCCUCUGGCUCGAUCUGUUGCCUUGCUCGAUCUGUUUGC